Molecule: messenger RNA, 741 nt
Organism: Lodderomyces elongisporus
Lineage: Eukaryota; Fungi; Ascomycota; Pichiomycetes; Serinales; Debaryomycetaceae
Gene: NUO24
Exons: 1
Coding region: 1-741 (246 amino acids)
Molecular function (GO): oxidoreductase activity
Source: RefSeq, a predicted model, not a curated record
AUGUUAUCACGUCUAAUUUCUUCCAUUCCUGUUAGAGCAACAGCUACUACCCACAUUGCAAAAAGAUCUUCUUCCAUCAUAUCAGUACAUAGAGAAACAAAAGAAGACAAUACAACUUUACCAUUUGAGUUUAAUUCCGAAAACAAAAAGAGAGCUGAAGAAAUCAUCGCCAAGUACCCUCCUCAAUACAAAAAAGGAGCAUGCAUGCCUCUUUUGGACUUGGGUCAACGUCAAUUGGGAUUCACUUCAAUUUCAGUAAUGAACUACGUUGCCAAAUUGUUGGAUAUGCCACCAAUGAGAGUCUACGAAGUUGCCACUUUUUACACAAUGUACAAUAGACAUCCAAUGGGUAAAUACAAUAUCCAGGUGUGUACCACCACACCAUGUCAAUUAUGUGGAAGUGAUGGUAUCAUGGAUGCGAUCAAGGGCUACUUGAAAAUAAAGCCAGGCCAAACUACACCAGACAAACUCUUUACAUUACAAGAAGUUGAAUGUUUAGGUGCAUGUGUCAAUGCACCAAUGCUUGCCGUAAAUGAUGAUUACCAUGAAGAUUUGACACCUGAGGCAACAGUUGAUUUGUUGAAGAAAUUGAAAGAAGGUGGGGACAAUUUCGAAUUGAGUGAAAUCGGUGUUGGACCAGUAUUGAACAAGAGGGAGUCUUGCGAACCAUUUAGUGGUCAAAAGGUACUAUUGAGCAAGGAACCCAAUGAUAUGAGAAAGUUCACCAGAGCUGACUUGUAG